Sinocyclocheilus rhinocerous is the source of this 1969-nucleotide messenger RNA. RefSeq names its product LIM homeobox 5 (gene lhx5). Lineage: Eukaryota; Metazoa; Chordata; Actinopteri; Cypriniformes; Cyprinidae. The coding region runs from base 496 to 1605 and encodes 369 amino acids. The record is from RefSeq and is a predicted model, not a curated record. Gene Ontology annotation, cellular component: nucleus. Gene Ontology annotation, molecular function: RNA polymerase II transcription regulatory region sequence-specific DNA binding; zinc ion binding; DNA-binding transcription factor activity, RNA polymerase II-specific. Gene Ontology annotation, biological process: regulation of transcription by RNA polymerase II; neuron differentiation. The transcript has 6 exons.
ACCAUGACAGGAUGUUUGGAAAGGUUGCGAGAGGUUUUAUGGUUUACCAAUCCAACGAUGGCAUUGCUGGAUUUUUGAAGAGUAUGGUCCAUAAGUAAAGAACAGAGCAGUGCUCAUGAGGGGAAUAGAAAAGAAAAGCUUUUGUUUGCCAGACUGAGAGAGAUGAGGACAAAGACAUACACUUGUGGAGAAAACGAGAAAGAAAAAGAGCUUGAGGGGCUGGAGCUAAAGAAAAUAGGUGUGUGUGCGCGCGGGGAAGGAAGCGAGAGAGAGAGAGAGGUGAGCUGAGGUUUUAAUGUGGCCGUUUGUCGUGUUUAUGUGGCUGUGGCGCUGCUCUCUCCUGCUCUCUGUAUUGAUGGCAGUGCAGCCAGGCUGUAAUUGAUGGCGGCAUAUUGCUGUACUCCGGCAAGUGUAAUGGGCCGAGACACAGAAGCAGAGAGCACAGCAGGAACCCUCUUUAACCCUUUACGUUCUCACACACUCAAACCCUGAAAUAUGUGUGUUUUUGUCUCUGUAGGGAAGACGACGGGUGCCACAUUUCUACUACAGCUUGCCACAGCUCUCUGCAAACUGACAAAAAGGCGUUUUGGUACGAAAUGCGCGGGCUGCUUGCAGGGCAUUUCGCCCAGCGACCUCGUGAGAAGAGCGCGCAGCAAGGUGUUCCAUCUGAAAUGUUUCACGUGCAUGGUGUGCAACAAACAGCUGUCCACGGGCGAGGAGCUCUACGUCAUCGACGAAAACAAAUUUGUGUGUAAAGAGGACUACAUGAGCGCGAGCGCUAUCAAAGAGGUCAAUUUAAAUUCAGUGUCAUCAUGUACGGACCGGAGUUUAUCGCCUGAUCCGAUCCAGGACGACACGAAGGAGACGGACAAUUCCACAUCCUCAGAUAAGGACACUAACAACAACGAGAACGAGGAGCAAAACUCGUGCACGAAGCGGCGGGGCCCGCGCACCACCAUCAAGGCCAAACAGCUCGAGACUCUGAAAGCCGCGUUCGUGGCGACGCCGAAGCCCACGCGACACAUCCGCGAGCAGCUCGCGCAGGAGACAGGCCUCAACAUGCGAGUCAUACAGGUGUGGUUUCAAAAUCGGCGGUCUAAAGAACGCAGAAUGAAGCAGAUCAGCGCUCUCGGUGCUCGACGACACACUUUCUUCAGGGGACCACGCAGAAUGAGGUCACUCGGAGGAAGACUAGAGGACCCUGACAUAAUGGGCCCUGGAGGAUACAGCUACUAUGGAGAAUACCAAGGUGACUACUACGGGCCAGUGGUCAACUACGAUUUCUUCCCUCACGUACCCCCUUCCUCACAGGCGCAGUCUCCAGCCGAGUCCCCUUACCUCCUCAGCUCGGGUUCAGGAGCCCUGGAGGGCGGCCCGGUCUCCGCUCACCACCCCUCAGACGACCAAAGGUUCACGGACAUGAUCUCCCACGCAGAUACCCCCAGUCCCGAGCCAGGCAUGACCGGACCUCUCCAUCCCAAUCCACAAGGGGAGGGUGGCUUCACAGGGGGUCCGAGUCCACCCUUCCCCCUGGCCAACAACACCAGUUACAGCGGCCCCCUGUCCCAUCCUGGUCAAGAGAUGGGGGAGAACACUGUUUGGUAGGACAGAGAGAUGGGAAAGACUCUGAACUAUGGACACAAGAGGGAAUUCCACCCUAACUGGUCUGCCUUAGUGCUAUAGGUUACUGAGGGAGGGUUUAUCGGCUGGUCAUGGACCAGAACAAACCAAUAUUUGGAGCUGAAAGGUGGAAAGACAUACGUUUCUACGGUCAAAGGAUGUGUAUUGUCAGUGGUCAUCUUGACCAAUCACAUUGGUUUGAUUCCGUUGAUAUGGUUUCCUGAGUUCAGUAUUACGAUUGCGACAAUAGCGCAGAUGUUCGUCCAUGGGGUUUUCUACUGCUUUGACUUACUGAUUAGUAAAAGCUUUCAAACUGCAUUUGAUGGUCAGAAGCGAGCUAGUACUUAAA